Sapajus apella (tufted capuchin) is the source of this 5145-nucleotide messenger RNA. It is a transcript of the gene HS3ST1, whose product is annotated as heparan sulfate-glucosamine 3-sulfotransferase 1. The transcript is spliced from 3 exons. Lineage: Eukaryota; Metazoa; Chordata; Mammalia; Primates; Cebidae. The record is from RefSeq and is a predicted model, not a curated record. Gene Ontology annotation, molecular function: [heparan sulfate]-glucosamine 3-sulfotransferase activity. The coding region runs from base 280 to 1203 and encodes 307 amino acids.
GCUGCCACCACCGCUGGGUCUCAGUGGGUGCCUGCGCCCUCUCGCCGCCCGCCUGACCCGGGCCGUCCCGAAACUUGCUCCACCCGCCGCGGGUGCUAGGCAGUGCUGCCCAUGGCCCAACCUAGGAGCCUAUUUAGGGCGCCCGACGGACGGGACGGUGGCGCCGCUCAGUAAUUGAAGGCCUGAGGCACCAAUGUGCCACUGACUGGGAGGCUUCCCUGCUGCGGCGCUUCAUGACCCAGCGGCGCGCGGCCCAGUGAAGCCGCCGUGGUGUCCAGCAUGGCCGCGCUGCUCCUGGGCGCGGUGCUGCUGCUGGCCCAGCCCCAGCUAGUGCCUUCCCGCCCCGCGGAGCUGGGCCAGCAGGAGCUUCUGCGGAAAGCGGGGACCCUCCAGGAUGACGUCCGCGAAGGCACGGCCCCGAACGGCUCUGCCCAGCAGCUGCCGCAGACCAUCAUCAUCGGCGUGCGCAAGGGCGGCACGCGCGCGCUGCUGGAGAUGCUCAGCCUGCACCCCGACGUGGCGGCCGCGGAGAACGAGGUCCACUUCUUCGACUGGGAGGAGCAUUACAACCACGGCCUGGGCUGGUACCUCAGCCAGAUGCCCUUCUCCUGGCCUCACCAGCUCACGGUGGAAAAGACCCCCGCGUACUUCACGUCGCCCAAAGUGCCUGAGCGAGUGCACAGCAUGAACCCGUCCAUCCGGCUGCUGCUCAUCCUGCGAGACCCGUCAGAGCGCGUGCUCUCCGACUACACCCAAGUGUUCUACAACCACAUGCAGAAGCGCAAGCCCUACCCGUCCAUUGAGGAGUUCCUGGUGCGCGACGGCCGGCUCAACGUGGACUACAAGGCCCUCAACCGCAGCCUCUACCACGUGCACAUGCAGAACUGGCUGCGCUUCUUCCCGGUGCGCCACAUCCACAUCGUGGACGGCGACCGCCUCAUCAGGGACCCUUUCCCCGAGAUCCAAAAGGUCGAGAGGUUCCUGAAGCUGUCGCCGCAGAUCAAUGCCUCGAACUUCUACUUUAACAAAACCAAGGGCUUUUACUGCCUGCGGGACAGCGGCCGGGACCGCUGCUUACAUGAGUCCAAAGGUCGGGCGCACCCCCAGGUGGAUCCCAAACUACUCAAUAAACUGCACGAAUAUUUUCAUGAGCCAAAUAAGAAAUUCUUCGAGCUUGUUGGCAGGACAUUUGACUGGCACUGAUUUGCAAUAAGUUAAGCUCAGAAACUUUCCUACUGUGCCAAAUAUCUUCCAUCCUAAGAGGUAUGUCCCAGCUACAGGAAGGGCAAGAAGAAGCCUGCAUUUUUCUCAGCAGUGUUAUCAGGGAAGUGAGUCACCUUGGUAUGUUUCAGCAGCUCCAGUCCGACCUGACCUUAGCAUGGCCUGUGCCCCACCCUAUAUCAUGCACAGAGAGCAGAGAGGAUGCCCUCCUCUUUAGAAUCCAUUAAAGUUGUCAUUAAACCAUCAUCUCCCCAGAGGAAGUAGCAAAAAUAUUUACAGCAGGCUUCUGGUGGACAUGGUACUUUUCAAUAGCCAGAGAGCCUCCCUCUGCAGUGCGUCAUUGGAUCUUGCUUUUAUCACACUUGUCGAAGAGCUGAAGAAAUAAGAGGGCCCAGAAAGGUUAAGUCAAGUUUCCAAACCUGUUCAGGAAUAUGGGUGACUGAAAGGAAAGUGCAGUGAGAGUCUCUGACUCUGAAGAAGAUGUUCUUUGCAAACUGCCUGUAAGUCCUGUGCCCUAACAGGGAUGGUCUAGUUGAAGCAUGACCUGUUGGUGCAAGAGCUGGGGGUAGGAGUGGAGGAAGACAGGACCAGCACAUGGAACAUAAUCUAGCUACUGGGGCUGGCAUCGUCAAUGGAGGGUGUAGUCCAGCGUAAAAUGAUCAGUGGAUGUAAAUUUGAUAUGUUUUUAUUUGGGGGUGCAGAGUCGUGACUAAAGGAAUGUUCAAAUGAGUCUACCAUGAGCAAGGAAUCGGGGAUCCUAGCAGCAAUGUCUGUUUAUUCAUUUUUGGUACAACCCCAGCCAGUCCUUGAAAAGGUAAGAAGCCAUCACUCCAGACUUACCCAAGGUAUUUAUUAAUAGAUCUCACCAAUCACUGUGAAAUUCAAAGAAGGCCCUGAAGUAGACCCUGACCUGUCCUGAUAGAGCCAAAAUGCAGUGACUUGGGCACCUACUAGGCACAGAUCCCUCCCAAACAUGCCUCCUACCAAUUCCAUUAACAGAGACAGGCGCCAGCCUGAUAUAGGUGAGUCCUUCCAGAGAGGCAGCUGAGAGCAACCGAGCCAAACUUCAGCUAUUAGAUUCAGCAUAUUCACACGCAUGGCAUUGCAGAGUCAGAACAGCCCCUCCUGGAAUAAGACAGGGUUGAAAUCCUUUUGACACCCUCUGGUUACCAGCUCACAGCCUGAAAGUUAGCGAGCUUAGGAAAAGUAAUGUGCCUCUGAGCACAGGGCGCUUUACUCCUGUCCUGGGAGGCUUACCCACCUGAAAGGAGUUGCAGGCAGGGGAGGCCGAUGCCCAGCGUGCCUGCUGAUUGCAGGGGUGGGGUCACAGGUCACCAUUAUUUAUUAAAAUUGUACUUUCUUGAGCUACUACCACAUGCUCAACGUGGUAUUAAGCCCUCAAGAAUAUAAAAAGGAAAUAUAACAGGAACUAGCAGUCACUAACUAUUUGUUCUGGGUUUUAAUAAAAAUACACAGGGUCUUGCAGUGCAAGGGAAAAGACAUGUGGCUGUGUAUGGUGUGGGUGGGGAGAUGUGUUUCAUGGUUUGGCAUUCAGUUCAGCAACAUCCCUGGGAGAAAUCAGCUAGCCCCCUUAUAGAGAAGAGGUAACCGAGAUUUAAAAGUGGCCCUGGUCUCAAAUCAUUUUUUUCAGAAGAAAGGAUUCUUGCUCACGCCAGGGAAAUAGCCCAGAAAUGGGAAAUGUUGAUAACACAUAUCACAAGAGUAGGUGAAAAUAUCAGAGACUCUCUCCAGAAUGUCAUUUGUCAGAAAUGCUAAGAGAUGGAGAAUCUUCCUAGAGGUCACACAGCAGGGCAGGUCACUUAAUUUGUGGGCCACAGGGACCCUGACCUUCCUAUGGGAAGGCUUCAUGGUGGGAUUUCCAUAAAGCUGUGGCAUGGAUGGCAAUGGUGUCACCAGAGCAGGGCAUUCCAAACAAGGGAAGCUUUAGACAUCAAGACAGUGGUCAUGGGGAAGGGCCGGGGGUAGAAGGUAGAGGAAGGCAAGAGAUGUGUCUAAGUGGCAUGCCAAAUGUGUUAAACUCGAUGAGAGGCUGCUGCUUUCCAAGGCUGGAGUGCUGGACACUUACUUAGCAGGCACCCAUGUGUCUUUGGCUCCUGGCAGCUGUAUCUGUCGCAUAAAAAUAACUAUCCUUUAUUGCACACCUGCCGUGUGCUUGGUAUUUCAAAUAUGUUGCUUAUAACCAACACAACAACUCUGAGAGUUAGGAAAUAGGUUACUAAUUUUAAAGAAAAGAAAACUCAGAAAUUACAGGGCUUGCCCAUGUUGAUAGAGACAUUCUUCUUACAAAGGAAAUUUUGUCUCCAAUGUCUUUACUCUGCUUUUUUUCCAGUCCAUCUAUUUGUGGAGGAAGACAUAAGACAUAAAGCAUAUGUGUCUGUCUAUUAGGCAGAGCCUGUAAAGGAAAUGAUGGGCAUCUAGGUUUUGGGUUGGGACAGUUAGGGUGAUGCCAAGAUCACCUUCAAGAAAAGCAGUGGCUGGGGUUUGAUGUAACAGAGACGUGAUAAAACAUGCUUCUAACUGGAAGCAGCUGAUUGAGGAAGACUCAACCUGAGCUAAGGCCAGAGCAACGUGCAGAGUUUUCUGAACAGCACACUAGGAAAGAAGGCCAAAGCUAAGGACAUCAUCCGAUUCAGUUGUCUCACUAAACUGUUUUGAUGUAGGAAAUUACCUUGGUGCUUUAGUUCUCCCUGACAUCAGGACCUUUACUCCAUUUUGCCCAAUGUCCCAGAUAGAUCACAGGAGAGAGAGAGAGCCAGAGGACAUGGGUGUGCAUCCUUACUCUACCAAUCUCUGGUCAUGGGAUCUUAGAUUCAGAUUCUGAGAAACUCAAUUUCCUUCUCAAUAAAAAUGGGCAGAGAAUGUACUUUACUCUGUUUUGGGGAAAACUCAAAUUCAGUGAGAUAAAGUAGGUAAAAAGUAUAAACUCAGUGCAUAUGUUACUUAGUGUUUAAAAACCUUUGGGAGUUUAGGAGACAGAAUAAAACUGCUUUUGAACCAUUCCACAGACAUGCACUGCCUUUUUCCCUCCUUUACUUACUUCCCAGCUAUGUGACUACACCUAUUGCUGUUCACACUCCAUCCAGACCUCACUUACCAGGGAAGUGCUCUUAGCCCCAGCUGCUACAAAGGUUGGCUUCUGGUGGCUCACCCUGUACUAUUUUCUGAAGGAUUUCCCUUCGUUGGCAGGAGUUUCCUCACCUGAAGAUGCCUGGGAAGUGUUGCCAACCCACUCCCCUGCUUUCCUAAGCUUAGGGCAUGACUGAUGAUUGGCUGACCAAUGUGGGAUGGAGCAUGGGGGUAUUAGGGUAAUAGUCCACUCUCAUCGCCUCUGGGCAGGACAACCUCUGGUGCAACUCAUGCUCAGAGCUCCUUGUGAGAUCAGGCUGAGGCUAGACUUCCCCUGAAAUGCUACUUUUGCUUAUUUCUUCACAAACUUCAUCCUUUUCCCCAUUACCUUCCCCAUUUGUUCUGCUACCCUAUUCUCAGUAAAUGUGUUUUUCAAGAAUACAGGAAUCCCCUCCUCAGGCUUUGCAUCUGGAACAUCCACUCUAAGAUCUUAACCUUGCAUGUAUGUUUUCUUCUCUCUGUAUUUUAAAUGUAUAAUAUGAUCAACCCACGGGUUAUUAGGAUUCUUCCAAUUAAAUGAGAGAUAGCAGAGAAUGAGACUAUUUUAUUGGCCAGCAAAUAGCAAAGUGUUAAAUACAAUCAUGGAUGAAAUUGUUACCAGUAGUAUGCUCUUUUUUUGGCCCACCCGACUACCAACAUGGUAUAAUGCAUCAAUAUCAAACUUAAACUCCACUUCUAUAAAACAAUUCUGAGCCCAACAAAUAUGAAUAUAUUGCUUCAACUUAUGUAGCGAUGUCUUACAUUUCUAUUGCUUGAUAAAUAUUCCACUUAGAACUA